Solanum tuberosum (potato) is the source of this 3721-nucleotide messenger RNA. RefSeq names its product TMV resistance protein N-like. Gene Ontology annotation, molecular function: protein binding; ADP binding. The transcript has 4 exons. Gene Ontology annotation, biological process: signal transduction; defense response. The coding region runs from base 150 to 3533 and encodes 1127 amino acids. The record is from RefSeq and is a predicted model, not a curated record. NCBI's taxonomy places the organism in Eukaryota, Viridiplantae, Streptophyta, Magnoliopsida, Solanales, Solanaceae.
CCUAAUAAUUCUAAUGACAAGUGGAGUAGAGAGCAUUAAGAAGCUGCUUAUUUCACAGAAACACUCAUCUUAAUUUCAUUUUGCUUUAUAUUUCUUCAUCUUAUAAUUAUCACACCUACACAUAGUUUGUGUUUUCUUCUUAGACAUCCAUGGCAUCUUCUUCUUCUUCUUCUUUUGCGAGUGAUUCACAAUAUUGUCCGCGAUGGAAGUAUGAUGUCUUUUUAAGUUUUAGAGGUGUCGACAGUCGGAGAACAUUUACAGGUCACUUGUACGAAGGUUUGAAAAACAGGGGAAUAUUCACCUUUCAAGACGAUAAAAGGCUAGAGAAUGGCGAUUCCAUCCCAGAAGAACUCUUGAAAGCUAUCGAAGAGUCUCAAGUUGCCCUUGUCAUUUUCUCAAAGAAUUAUGCUACAUCGAGGUGGUGCUUGAAUGAAUUAGUGAAGAUCAUGGAAUGCAAGGAAGAAAAUGGACAAAUAGUCAUACCAGUCUUCUAUGAUGUGUAUCCAUCAGAAGUUCGGAAGCAAACAAAGAGCUUUGCAGAAGCCUUUGCCAAACACGAAAAGAAGUAUAACAAUGAUAUUGAAGGAAUACAGAAGGUGAAAGGAUGGAGGACUGCUCUAAGUCAUGCCGCGGAUCUAAAAGGUUGUAAUAUUCAUGACAGGAUUGAAUCAGAAUGUAUUCGAGAACUUGUUGACGAUGUUUCUUCCAAAUUAUGCAAGACUUCUUCAUCUUAUUUGCAAGAUAUUGUGGGAAUAGAUACUCAUUUGGAGGAAGUAAAAUCCCUACUAGAGAUGAAAACUGAUGAUGUCCGGAUUUUGGGGAUCUGGGGAAUGGGGGGAGUCGGUAAAACGACUAUAGCAAGAGUUGUUUUUGAUACACUCUCACCUCAAUUUCAGGGUGCAAGUUUCCUUGCAGAUGUAAAAGAAACCAACACUAAUGAAAUGCAUUCUCUACAAAAUAUCCUUCUCUCUGAACUGUUAAGGGAAGAAAAAAAAUAUGUGAAUAGUAAGGAGGAAGGGAAGCGUCUGAUGGCUCAUAGACUUCGUUUUAUGAAGGUUUUAGUUGUGCUUGAUGACAUUAAUCAUCAUGAUCAUUGGGAGUAUUUGGCAGGGGAUCUUAGUUGGUUUGGCAGUGGCAGCAGAAUUAUUGCAACAACUAGAAACAAGCAAAUUAUAGGGAAGAAUAAUGUAGUACAUGAAGUGACUACACUACUCAAACAUGAUGCUAUUCAAUUGUUCAAUCAUUAUGCUUUCAAGGGCGAAGCUCCAGAUGAGCAUAUUAAGGAGCUGGCGUUGGAGGUAGUAAGUCAUGCUAAAGGUCUUCCUUUAGCAUUGAGAUUGUGGGGGAUUUGGUUACAUAAUCAAGAUACAAUUAUGUGGAGAGAAAGUGUAGACAUGAUAAAGAGAGAAUCUAGUCCAGACAUUGUUCGAAACCUCAAAAUAAGUUUUGAAGGGUUGCAAGAUAAAGAGAAAACGAUAUUUCUAGAUAUCGCAUGCUUCUUUAGAGGGAUGAGUAAAAAUGAGACCAUUGAAAUUCUUGAGAGCUAUGAUUUGGGCGCUCGUAUCAAAUUGCAUGGUCUAAUUGAGAAAUCCCUUGUGUUCAUAUCGAAAUAUGAUACAAUUCAAAUGCAUGACGAAAUUCAAAAAAUGGGUAGAUAUGUGGUGGAAAUGCAAAAAGAUUCCGGAAAACCUAGCAGACUAUGGAACAUUGAAGAUUUCGAAGAUGUGAUGGUCAAUAAUACUAGGACCACGACAGUGGAAGUAAUCUCGUUUACUUGUUCUAAAGAACUAUGCUUUAGCGAAGACGUAAUAAAAAAUAUGCCAAGGCUUAGGAUAUUAUGCAUACGUAAUGGGAACAUAUUUUAUUGGACACCCUCCUCCUCUCCAUCUCGCUUAAAUUCUUAUGAUGGCUCCAUUGAGUACCUGUCCAACAACUUGUGUUGGUUUGUAUGGCAUAAUUAUCCUUGGAAGUUAUUGCCAGAAAAUUUUAGUCCCAGAAGCCUUGUUUGUCUUAAUCUUCAGGGGAGUUCGUUGCAUCAUUUAUGGACUGAAACAAAGCAAUUGUCGUCUCUACGGAGGCUAGAUCUAAGUCACUCCGGAAGCCUGAAGAGAACACCCGAUUUCAGGGGGAUGCCAAAUUUGGAGUAUUUGAAUCUAGAGAAAUGUACGAGUCUCGAAGAGAUUCACGAUUCCCUGGAGUAUUGUGGAAAACUCAUCCGACUAAAUUUGUGUGACUGUAGAAGCCUUGAGAGGUUUCCAGUUAAUAUGGAAUCUCUUGAAUCUCUGAAUCUAAAUUACUGCAGAAGUUUAGAGAAAUUUCCAGAAUUCCUUGGAAUAAUGAAGACGAAGUUAGAGAUUAAGAUAUCACACUCUGGGAUAAGGGAACUGCCAUUAUCUAUCUUUGAUCUCCAACCUCAUCGUACAGAACUAGAUUUGUGUGAGAUGAAAAACCUUGUAUCUCUUCCAAGCAGCAUUUGUAAGUUGAAAGGUUUGGUGAAGCUAGAUGUGUCGUUCUGCUCAAAACUUGAAAGUUUGCCAGAAGAGAUAGGUGAUUUAGAAAACUUGGUGGAGCUUCAUGCCACCUAUACUCUAAUCUCACGACCUCCGUCUUCCAUCGUUCGCUUGAACAAUCUUGCAUUCUUGAGUUUUGGACAACCUAUAUCUGAAGAUGGAGUAUUCUUUGUAUUCCCUCAGGUGAAUGAAGGGCUGCGCUCUUUGGAAAUUCUGGAAAUCACUAACUGCAAUCUAAUAAUUCCGGAAGACAUUGGAUCCUUACCCUCUUUGGAAGUGUUGAAUCUCAGGGGAAAUAAUUUUGAGCAUUUCCCUCAAAGCAUAUCCCAGCUUGGUGCUCUUCAAACCUUGGACUUAACAGAUUGUAAGAGGCUUACACAGCUGCCAGAAUUUCCACAGCAAUUACAUACAAUAAAUGCAGAUUGGAGCAAUGAUUCAAUCUGUAAUUCGUUGUUUCAGAAUAUCUCAGUAUUGCAGCAUGACAUCUUUGUUUCAGAUUCCUUGUCACUAAGAGUUUUUACGAGUUGGCCGGAGAAUAUCCCAAGUUGGUUUUACUAUCAGGGAAUGGGUUCACGUGUAUCAGUCAAUCUGCCUAAGAAUUGGUAUGUAUCGGAUAAGUUCUUGGGAUUGGCUGUAUGUUACUCUGGCAAAUUUAUUGAUGACAUCACAUCUCAUUGGAUUCCCUUAUGUGAUGAUGGGAUGUCGUCGUUGUUGAUGACCCAAAAACUUGCCUUGUCCAAUUAUUCAGAAGAUUUUGAGGAAGAUAGUAUUAAUUUUUUGUUGGUACCUCUUGUUGGCUUAUGGGAUGCAUCUAAUGCAAAUGGAAAAACACCAAAUGACUAUGACAUUAUUAGUUUAGUUUUUGGAGAAGAGAAGGAACAUGGAGUUCGUUUGUUGUAUAAAGAUGAAGCUGAGCUUCACAUUGGGAUAAAGAAGAGCAGAUAUGAAGAAGAGGCCAGUUGCUCCUCUUCUAAGAAACAAAGGCCAUUCUUGCAGCUCUUUCCUACAAGCCCGGGAUUAUAGAUUAAAUAUAGCUAGGUAUAUAACUCAUGAAAUUGUGUUCUCUGUUUAUAUAUAAAUUAUUUCUUCUUAUUCUUUUCCCUAUUGGCAAUGGGUGAUGUACAUAUCAGCAGUGAGUUUGAUUCUCCUCUUAAUGGUUCUAACAAAUAUUAUUUUGUUUAUUUUUUAAUCUCAGAAUUGUAGUUGUGUGA